AACCAUUCUGUCGCUAUAUUUCGCGUCUUUCGUAUGUAAGGAGUGAUAAUAAAAGUAAAAUGCGAAUUAAUUCGUGGUAUUAGAAUAUAGUGUGUAUUCGUAUUUCGUAUGCAUGGCUAAAUUCUAAAUAAUUUUUUUGUCAGAUAGUAUGCAUAUAAUAAAGGGAUGAGGAAUUUCAUGUUUCCCAGCUACAUCUUUCACAUUUGAUGGGUAUUAUAUUAUUAGGAAUCAAAUUGCGUUUUACAUAACGGAAACAAAUAAUUCCAAAUAAUCGCGCCCAACGACGGUACCGACAUCUAGCGCCGACAUUUUGUGAUCCGCGUUAGCCCAUAUGUAAUUGUAUUGCGUGCUUGUCAAGUUGUUCGUAUUUUAUCCUGGCUCGUAUGUUGGCUGUAUCUACGCUUAAGGAUCGAAUGCCAUUAAUCAAAGGAGAAGAAAACCUGCCUUUUAUUCGAGCGAAUCUUGGUCGUUCUUUGAGUGCGAGUUCGAAAGAUACUUCUUGAAAAAGUUGUCUCUCGUUAUUCUCUUUCGACGGCCUGUCGUCCAAAAUAUAAAGUUCAGUCUUCAGUCUCUGCGAACCUUGGCUGUGUUCACAAGACACAACGAUUGCAUAACAAUUGGGUCGCGCGAACUUUGCUGUGACGUAAUCACAAAAUCACACGCGUAUAAAUCGGUAUCCAUCGGCGUGCUAGUCUACAUCCGGCCGCAAUGUCAUUGACCGGAAGUUACGUAUAACGAGGUAUCCCGCGACUUUUGAAAAUGUACGAAAACCUGUUCAAGAGUCCUCUCCAUCGUGUGUUCGUAUAUGGUACGUUGAAACGAGGCGAACCGAAUCACGGCCUCAUCAAGGACACCGCAAAUGGCUACGCUAAGUUCCUAGGCCUCGGCAGGACGACGAUUCCGUAUCCCCUGAUAAUCGCCACGAAGUAUAACAUCCCAUUCCUGUUGAAGAAACCUAAUACCGGCAACUACGUGCUUGGAGAAAUAUACGAUGUGGAUUCCAACAUGCUGAAGAGAUUGGACGAAUUGGAGGAACAUCCCAAGUUUUACGAACGAACGGAAGAAAAGGUUUUAUUAGCGCCAGAGGCUGCGCUCAAGCCUGGAAAAACUUUUGAAGAGGUCUGUGAGUCAACAAAAGCCUGGAUAUACUUUCUGCCGAAAUAUAAAUCUUCUUUGCUGGACAGUACAAUGUACGCGUCUUACACCAACAAUGGAAGCCAUGGGCUAAAGUAUUGCGAGAAGUAUGUUCGUGAUCCGUCCUACGAUCACAGAAAAGAGAUGCAAUAAAAAAAUCAUUGCCGGUGGCUUUUCUCUCUUUGCAGCGACGAGGACGUGUCGAGCCUUGACGACGUUUUAUAAAUAUCAGAUGCGCAAUCAUAAUGAGCGCUCUCUUCUAUGAUACCGUUAAUCCUCGUGAAAAUUCAGGGAAAGUGAUGGUAAAAGACAAUAAGUGAUGAUUUAUAAGGCUGUUUUGUACACACAACGCAAUAUUUCAAAGUUCUAUUUUUAAGAAAACAACUCCAACUUUUCCGAACCAUUUAAGAAUCAUAAAAACAGGAUUGGAAAAAUUACUUUUAAAAAAUAACUCUUUACUCAUCGGAAAAAUUCGUUAUCAUUACUGAAAAAAUACUGAGUAUACAAUUUCUAUUACUUUUCAUCAAAAUGUGAUUUUUUUGUAGAGUAGUAUCCAAUUGUUUACAUACAAAGAAUUUUCUCUUAGAAAUAAUUUUUAAAAUUAUGUGGAAAAACAUGGCUAUUGAAGAAUUUUACUAUAAUUUUAGUAAUAAUAAAAAUUAUACAAUUAUAGAAAAUUUUAUCAAGAUUCUAGUAAUUGUACUAAAUUUAUAGUAAAAUUUGUCGAUGACCAUUAUGUCUCAGUGAUUUUAAGAUUAAAUUCUAAGAGACAAUUCUCUUCAUGUGUGUCACUAAUUGAUCAAUUUAAUACAAGAUUUAUAGUAAUUAUGGUUAAUCGUAACAUGAACAAACGUAACGCUCCCUUCUUUUAUGACUUGCACACAUUCCGUACACAGAUAUUGUACACGUAUAUAAAGUAACAAUUACCUAUAUUUAUUAUCAUUAUUCAAAAAAUGUAAUUGUUACUAUUAACAUUAAAAAUAAAAAAAAUUAUUCAUUACUGAAGAUAAUUGUAAUAGUAACGGUGUUACAAGUAACGCGUUACUUCUUAGCUAUGGAUAAAAAUUUAUAUAUAUGUAUAAAAUGUAUAUAAUUACUUUUACAUUUGUAAUACAACAAUCGUUCCUGUA
Messenger RNA from Solenopsis invicta (red fire ant), 2264 nucleotides. Its product is annotated as putative gamma-glutamylcyclotransferase CG2811. The transcript has 4 exons. Bases 760 to 1287 code for a protein of 175 amino acids. Lineage: Eukaryota; Metazoa; Arthropoda; Insecta; Hymenoptera; Formicidae. Gene Ontology annotation, molecular function: gamma-glutamylaminecyclotransferase activity. The record is from RefSeq and is a predicted model, not a curated record.